AUGUGUGGAAAGUCUUUCGCCAAAAAGGCAUGCCUUACUAUCCACCAGAGAACACAUACUAGAGAGAAACGUUUUGAAUGUAACAUCUGUGGUAAGUCUUUCACCCAGAAAUCAAAGCUUACUGUCCACCAGAGAACACACACAAAAGAAAAACCUUUUGAAUGUAACAUGUGUGUUAAGUCUUUCACCCAGAAGUCAACUCUCACUGUCCAUCAGAGAAUACACACAGGAAAGAAACCUUAUGAAUGUAACAUGUGUGGAAAGUCUUUCAUCCAGAAGUCAGAGCUUACUGUCCACCAGAAAAGACACACAGGCGAGAAACCUUUUGAAUGUAACAUGUGUAAAAUGUCUUUUGCCUGGAAAUCAAGCCUUACUGUCCACCAGAGAACACACACAGGAAAGAAACCUUAUGAAUGUAACCUGUGUGGAAAGUCUUUCACCCAGAAGUCACACCUUAUUGUCCACCAGAGAACACACACUGGAAAGAAACCUUAUGAAUGUAACAUGUGUGGAAAUUCUUUCACCAAGAAGCCAAACCUUACUGUCCACCAGAGAACACACACAGGACAGAAACCUUAUGAAUGUAACGUGUGUGGAAAGUCUUUCACCCAGAAGGCACACCUUACUGUCCACCAGAGAACACACACUGGAAAGAAACCUUAUGAAUGUAACGUGUGUGGAAAUUCUUUCACCAAGAAGUCAAACCUUACUGUCCACCAGAGAACACACACAGGAAAGAAACCUUAUGAAUGUAACGUGUGUGGAAAGUCUUUCACCCAGAAGGCACACCUUACUGUCCACCAGAGAACACACACUGGAAAGAAACCUUAUGAAUGUAACGUGUGUGGAAAGUCUUUCACCCAGAAGGCACACCUUACUGUCCACCAGAGAACACACACAGGAAAGAAACCUUAUGAAUGUAACAUGUGUGAAAGGUCUUUUACCUGGAAGUCAAACCUUACUGUCCACCAGAGAACACACACAGGAAAGAAACCUUAUGAAUAUAACGUGUGUGGAAAGUCUUUCACCCAGAAGCUACACUUUACUGUCCACCAGAGAACACACACAGAGAAACCUUAUGAAUGUAACAUGUGUGGAAAGUCUUUCACCAAGAAGUCAAACCUUACUGUCCAACAGAGAACACACACAGGAAAGAAACCUUCAUGUAACGUGUAUGGAAAGUCUUUCACCCAGAAGGUACACAUUACUGUCCAUUAGAGAACACAUACAGGAGAGAAACAUUAUGAAUGUAACAUGUGUGGAAAGUCUUUCACCAAGAAAUCAAACCUUACUGUCCAUCAGAAAACAAACACAGGAACGAAACCUUAUGAAUGUCAUAUGUGUGGAAAAUAUUUCAGCCAAGAGCUCCAAGUUACUGUCCAUCAGGGAGCACACACAAGAGAGAAAUUU
Messenger RNA from Dipodomys spectabilis (banner-tailed kangaroo rat), 1410 nucleotides. Its product is annotated as zinc finger protein 33B-like. Gene Ontology annotation, molecular function: DNA-binding transcription repressor activity, RNA polymerase II-specific. Lineage: Eukaryota; Metazoa; Chordata; Mammalia; Rodentia; Heteromyidae. Gene Ontology annotation, biological process: negative regulation of transcription by RNA polymerase II. The record is from RefSeq and is a predicted model, not a curated record.